AGACAACUGAAUUAGUUAUAAUAAACUAAUACGUAGAUUUCUAUACUAAUAUCUAGCGUUAAUGAAAUUUGUGAAUGUCAUGCUUACAGCUACUCUUGUCACUGUUUGCAUUCUUGGUGUUGCUAAGUAUACAUUUGCUGUAAAUCUGAAGUACUACGAAACAUUCAGUCAUACUGACAUAGUGUCAUCAUCUUUUGUGAAACGCUCAGCAGAAACCUCCAGAACCAGCCUAUUUCAAGAACUAAAAUUCAGUAUUCUCAAAAGAGACUUUCAGUUGGUUCUGAAAUCUGGAACUGAUGUAUUGGCUGCAGGUUUUGUUGGUCAGUUAGUUCAUGAAGAUGGGAAGACAAGUCCAUUCCAUGUCAAUCAAGAUUUAAUUUUUAAAGGCCACUUAAAAGACAACCCAGAUGUAUCCGUUCAUGCUCACAAGGAAGACUAUUUGUGGUCUAUACAAAUUUUUGAAAAAGAUGAAAUCUAUGCAGUAGAGCCUGCAAGAAAUCUCUUAUCUCCUGCUGAAAACCCAAAAAAUCAUUCCCUUGUUGCUUACAAAAGUACAGACUUACCAGCUGAUGGGUGGCGUUGUGGAGUUGUAGAUGCAAAAUUAGACAACAUGACGAAAGCAAAUAAUACAGCAAAAUCAGGUGUUAUAAGAAAAAAGAGAGAAGCUGCAGACACAUGUGUAAUCUUUGUCAUUGGUAGCUAUAAAUUAUUCCGUGAUAGAUGUCACUAUAACUUCCAGUCUUGUUAUUCUUUGCUGAUAAGCUAUGUUCAUUUAACAGACAAGGUGUUUAGAAGUUCAUCAUUUGUAGGAUAUAAUAAUGAUAUAAUCAGUAACAUUGGUCUUCAAAUUGGAAAGAUUCUGCUCUACACAACACCAUCAACAACUAGCAAGGAACACAAACUUCCACAUUACAAUGCUGCUGGCAUUAAAUGGAAUCCUGACCUGAAAAUGAGUUCUUUUGCAUAUCACCUGGCUUCACAGAAAGACUUUUUUUGUCACCAUCAUUUGUUUACCCAAUACCCCCUACCUAACCGUGUUUUGGGCUUUGCUUAUCUGAGUGGAAUAUGCAAAAAUACAGCGUCAAAUUUUUAUAGUAUAGGCAUUACAUCUGGAGAGGAUACUAAUGCUGGGCUGGUCUCGUCUCUUCAGAUGAAUCUAGUCUUUGCUCAUGGUCACAAUUUUGGAAGCAACCAUGACCCAGCAAGUGAUGAAUGCUCAAAGCCAGAUGAGGAAGGAGGUAAUUUUCUCAUGUGGGCCAGGUCUGUCACAGGGUUGAAUCCUAACCAUUUGCUAUUUUCACCCUGCUCGUUGAAACAGAUCGGUCAAUUAGUGGAGGUAGCUAACUGCUUAAAACCUAGAAGUUCGAUUACUUCAUUUUGUGGAAAUGGAGUCAGAGAUGUUGGGGAAGAGUGUGAUGGUGGCACAAACAGUAUAGUUGGCUUAGACCAGUGCUGCCGACCAGAUUGUACACUAAAUUUGACUGCUACUUGCAGUGACUUCAAUACUGUAUGCUGUUCUAAAUGUAAUAUUGCUGAUGCAAAUACAAUUUGUGAAGGAAGUUUUGUUAAUGAGUGUAAGAAGGCAAGAUACUGUACAGGAUUAAGCUAUACUUGUGCUCCAGCUGAAUUUUUACCAGAUAAUUCAAGCUGUUUAGAUGGGGGCAAAUGUUACCAUGGUGAGUGUAAAAGCUUUUGCGCUAUGGAGUCUAUCGAGCUUUCAAAAACUUUGGAACCUUGCCUGUGUCGAAACCGAGAAGAUGAAUGCAAAUGGUGUUGCUAUGAUAAUUCUGACCCAGAACGCCCUGGGACAUGCAAACCUUAUUCAAAAAAGUAUAAAAAAGAUGGCAGUCCAUGCAAUGCUGGGUUUUGUGAGCAGGGUAGGUGUAUUCCUGUGGUAACUACAACAAUAAAACGAAUAUAUUCAUUUUUAGUGGCUGAAGAGAAAGUAAGAAUAGUAUCAAUUGUCAGGUCUAAUAUUGUGAUAACAGUCAUUGUGGUCAUUUUAUUGGUAUGGAUACCUGGCUCCUGUUUUAUUUAUCGCAAGGAUAAAAGAGAAGCUAGAAGAAGGGACAUAAUUGACAAUAUUUAUGCAGAGCAGCUCAGGCGACGGAUGACCAUGGCAACAAAUGCUUUGGAUGAACCUGGAUCAGUUGAAGACAUAAAUGAUGACACUGAGCAAGAUGAAGCAUCCAUUGAGAGCGAGGACAGCAAAUUUAUUAGUAUCAUUGAGGGCCAGUCACCUUCUAAUACCACCUCAGAUAAAACAUUUUCUAGUGUCAUUGACAGUAAGCCAAAGUCACCUGUUACUGAGCAGUUUUCAAGUGCCACUGAAAACAAGACAGACUCGAGUGCCAUUGAUGGUGCUGCAACAAUUUAAAGUUGACCAGGGGAAAAAACGAUUUAAAGCUCAUUACUAUAACUAAUAACAUUGUUUAACACAUAUUUGAUCAUGUUUCCUUGAAAGCAUUGUUUCAUUCACCUCCCGUUCAACAAAAUAACCAUUAUUGUAAUGUAAAUUAACAUGUUUUUUCAUUUUUUUUUAAUUCUUAAGCAACACAAAAUAAAUUUGUCACAUUUCUUGAACCAAGCAAAAAAAGUUCACCUCAGUGAUUGUUUUUAUGUUGUUGUUUUUUUGUCAACAGGUAUUAUUGCAAUAAUUUCAAACCAGUUAAUUAAGGUUUUAAAUUUCAAUUCAGUUUCAUUUGCUUAUAUGGCCUAUAUGUAUAUGUGUGUAUAUAUUAACCAUAGUUACUUGUAGGCCUAAUUAAUUUAAUCUCUCUUAUACUCCCUUGAUGAAAAUCACUAAAUACAAAUGUUUUUUUUUUAGACCAAGUGGUAAAUGAUUUUUAAAAACUUGGAAGGUGAAUGGACACAGUAAUUAUUAUACAGAGAGAUAAUUGAAUUAAACAAAAUACUAAAACUAGUUUGAAAUUGCUAAUUGUUAUUUGACAAUAUUGUUGAUUCUAUUGGAAGUGAUAUAUUAAU
This is a messenger RNA of Physella acuta, 2985 nucleotides long. Its product is annotated as ADAM 17-like protease. The record is from RefSeq and is a predicted model, not a curated record. NCBI's taxonomy places the organism in Eukaryota, Metazoa, Mollusca, Gastropoda, Physidae. Gene Ontology annotation, cellular component: plasma membrane. Gene Ontology annotation, molecular function: metalloendopeptidase activity. Gene Ontology annotation, biological process: membrane protein ectodomain proteolysis; Notch signaling pathway.